Molecule: messenger RNA, 675 nt
Organism: Lithohypha guttulata
Lineage: Eukaryota; Fungi; Ascomycota; Eurotiomycetes; Chaetothyriales; Trichomeriaceae
Exons: 2
Coding region: 1-675 (224 amino acids)
Source: RefSeq, a predicted model, not a curated record
AUGGCUUCCGAAGAACGAUCACUCUCACUAGACGAACCUCUCAAUCCCACACUUGCCGCUCUUUCGACGUUAUCCCUGCUAAACCUCCGCCUAUCCCGUCUAGAGUUCCUUCUUAUAGGCCACUCAGCCACGUCGCAAGAAAGCGAGGGCCAGCAAGUAGCAGCUAUCGCAUCAAAAGAUCACCCUAAGAUCCCAGCACAACUACGAACCCUCGAAAUGCGUUUGAACAACCUCAAACGCCUGGAUGGACCUCCCGGAAACCUCGUCCGCAUGGUAGAUGGCCUACGCCGUGAAUACCCAGAGCUAUUCCCAAACCAAACACGAAGCUCAGAUUCUCCUCCCUUGUCCGUGAACGAAUUGUCUCUCCGUGCCGGGGAAGUUCUAAGCAAUAGCACACUAUACACAACGACAUCCGCACAUCUACAAACGUUACAGGCCCUCAAGAUCCCCUCCGCUAGACACUCUUCGAAUCUGGUUGAUGCGGGACCACGAUUGCGAAAGCUCAAGGAGAGACAAGAGAAGCUCGACAUUGAGAUUGCUGAGCUGCGAGGUCGUAGUGCUAUGACUUUGGAAUGGUGGGUGAAGCACGGGGUUGUGGGGAUGGAGAGCAGGGAGCUACAAGGCCGGUCACAACAAGAGACGGACAACCGACUCACACUGCGUAAGCAGGACUAG